This is a messenger RNA of Olea europaea var. sylvestris, 2105 nucleotides long. RefSeq lists its product as uncharacterized. Gene Ontology annotation, molecular function: protein binding. Bases 31 to 1884 code for a protein of 617 amino acids. The transcript is spliced from 6 exons. Lineage: Eukaryota; Viridiplantae; Streptophyta; Magnoliopsida; Lamiales; Oleaceae. The record is from RefSeq and is a predicted model, not a curated record.
AUAAACACUGUGAACACAAUUGUGAAGAAGAUGGAUCAGUCGGCAAUGAAAACGGAUGAAGACAUGUGUAUUCUUCAGUCGCCUCUGCAGACGAAUGAACACACGUUGACAAUUGGUGAGUGUUAUUCUGAUACUUGGAGAGAAGACCUGUCCCAAGCAUUAAAAAAAGGCAAGUGGGAGACUAUCGAAGGAAUGAUCCGCGAAAAUCCAAUUAGAGCAUUCAAAGCUAAGCUAAAUGAUAAUGGAGAUACACUGCUUCUCUCGGCCUUCAAUGAAGGAAAAAAGGAGUUAAUCGAGAGACUGGUGGGAAAGAUUAUUACACCAGAUUUAUUGGCUGAGACUGACUACUUUGGGAAUACAGCGCUUCACCUAGCAGCAAAUGUUGGAGUUGUUGAAGACGCCAAAAUACUAGUGAAAAAAUGUCCCGAAUUGCUGAAUUAUUCAAACGAUGAUGGACUUUUGCCAAUUCAAUUAGCUAUGAGGCGAGAACGAGGAAAUUCUCACAUCAUAACUUCUUACUUGUUACGACGCAUGAAAGAGGAAAGUCGUUCCAACCUACUCAAUGAAGCAGUAGGUGCUGGUGCUGGUGCAAGGGUUAUGCGUUCUUUAAUAGAAGCAAGAUUUUAUGAUUUGGCUCUUGAUUUACUUGAAUUCAACAAUAAAUUGGCAUGGGAAGAAGAGAAUAUCAGUCCUUUGAAGCUGAUGGCUAGUGAUCCGGGUGGUUUCAGAAGUGGAUAUCCCUUUACCGGUUGGCAGCACAUAAUCUACUCAAAUGUUUCAGCGAAUCAGAAUGGGAGGACAGAGCAUUCACAAGGUUGGUUUCCAGUGUACACGGCGAUCUGGAAUCAGCUUGCAAAAGUUCUAGUGCUAGACGAGGACAUUCCUGGACUAAAAUUGAGGCAUCAUCAAGCACUUCAACUAGUCAAAACCUUAUGCUCAAAUAUUAAAAAAAUGGAGAAAGCCCAAGAGAAACUUGGAGAGCCAUUACUUUUAGGGGCACAGUAUGGAAUAGAAGAGAUUGUCGGUGAAAUUCUAGAAUCUCUUCCUAGGGCAAUAACUUACGUAAAUGAAGAUAAGCAUUCAAUAUAUCAUGUUGCAGUAAUGUACCGUCGUGAAAACAUUUUGAGGAUGGCGCAUGAGAAGAAUAAGAACCGGAAUGCGACGUACUAUCUAAAUCCUGAUGUCAAUGAAGACAAUAUAUUGCAUUUGGUGGGAUAUAAACCACGUGAAGCUAGACUUGAUACUGGCUGCGAAGCUAUUUUUAAAAUGCAGAGUGAAUUUCAGUGGUUUAAGAAAGUGACCGACCUUGUGACGCUUCGAGAAUCUACUUCGAAGAAUAAAAAAGAAAUGAUACCAUUUGCCCUCUUCAGAAAAGAGCAUGCUGACAUGGAUGACAAAGAAAUAAAAUGGAUGUCAGCAUUGGCCUCUGCAAGCUCAGUUGCAGCAACACUCGUCGCCACAGUCGCAUUUUCUGCCAUAUUCCAAGUACCUGGAGGAAACGGUACCUGUGGCGUACCCAAUUUCUCCAAAACAAGUCCCUUCAGAGUCUUCGUCAUUUCAGAUGCUCUUGCACUUUUCUCUUCUAUCACUAGUGUUCUAACCUUCUUAUCCACUUUCAUCUCCCGCUAUGGAAUUCGUGAGUAUCUUCAUGCCUUGCCCCAAAGAGUGAUAAUCGGUCUAAUUUCGUUGUUCUUCUCUUUCCUAUUUUUAACGAUUGCCUUCAGCUCUGCAUUAUUUAUUGUAUUUUCUAAUGAAAGUGACCGGAUUCGCAUACCAAUAAUCGCACUCUCUUUCAUACCAGUGACCUUGUAUGCCAAACUUCAGCUUCCUUCCCUUUAUAAUAUGAUCAUAUCCACAUUUUAUCCAAGCUUUCUCCGUUGGUAGAUAUUUCAUUGCCAAGUAUAAUGAAAUUAAACUGAGGAUUUAGUAUUGUAAUUCGAGUGAAAAAUGUCGUUGAUUUUAUGUGCAUGUUUUAAUUUGGUUAUUCAGUUUGAUGAGUCUGUUUUAAGUCCAUGUUUUAAUUUGGUUGUCUAGUUUGAUGAGUCUGUUUGGAGAUUGAUUGAGUCUGUUGGAAAUAUAAGAAUGAAAACGUAUUUUAUAUUUAA